Messenger RNA from Oppiella nova, 291 nucleotides. The record is from the annotation of a GenBank genome assembly. NCBI's taxonomy places the organism in Eukaryota, Metazoa, Arthropoda, Arachnida, Sarcoptiformes, Oppiidae.
GAGUCGGUCUCGUCGUCCCGGGGCUCAAGACAUUCGUCCUCAUCGCUCACCACUGGUAUUAUCCGCACUCAGACCGCGUGGUUCCAGAAGAAAGUCCACUUACGGCCGGUGCUCAGGGGCUGUCAUCUCGUCACCGACGAGCUCACCAAACAGAUCCCGGAGCUCAGCGAAUUCCAGUGUGGCAUCUGUCACAUCCAUAUAAUGCACACAUCGGCGAGUUUGGCCAUUAAUGAGAAUUGGGAUCCAGACGUUCGCGAAGAUAUGGAAAUGUUUCUCUCGAGACUUAUUCCU